Molecule: messenger RNA, 3126 nt
Organism: Ylistrum balloti
Lineage: Eukaryota; Metazoa; Mollusca; Bivalvia; Pectinida; Pectinidae
Exons: 5
Coding region: 1-3126 (1041 amino acids)
Source: RefSeq, a predicted model, not a curated record
AUGGAUGGGCAGUCAGGGAUUCGGGUAAAGGGGCUUGAUAAGCAUCUGACAGAUGAGAAGGCUCUGAUGAUGUACUUCAGAAAUCCAAAGAAUGGCGGUGGGGAUAUCCGCAAGAUUUACUUCCCCUUGUUGGAAAAUGACGCCGUCAUUUUAUUUAAGGACAAUGAGAUUGUACAUAGGAUCCUGUCUAUUUCAAAGCACAUGUUGAAUGGUACAAACAUUAAGUUGACACGCCUACCUCCUAUGGUUUUUACAACAAUUGAAGCCAAGUUAGAGCCAGAUAUUGCCUCCAUUGUCCUUGGAACUGACAUUUCCAAUGAACUUCAGUUCUUAGCAGAUGUCGAGAUCUGUUCCUAUGCCAAAGACAACAGUUAUACAUUGAAGGGAAACUGGUACCAAAUUGAGAGGUCAUGGCAGAUCAUACACGUGGCAAUGGGACGUCAGGAGAAGAUCCAUUAUCGCCUUCAACAACAGCUUUCCACAGAAAAUGGCGACGACAAGCCACGGCCACGCUAUCGUCCACAGGGGAAAUCUACUGAUCUGGAAGAUGACAGUGAUGAUUCUGAUCUAGAAACAAUCCAUAAAAGAAGUUCAGUUCCACAUUCUUCUGGAAGAAAAAUGCAAGACUCACAGUUAAGUGUUGAUGACAUGAAUGUUACAGACAGUAUGAUAUCCACAACACCAUUUGAGGAUGAAAUCGCACAGGAAGUCAGAAGAAUGUGGCCAAGUAGAUCAUCGUCAUCAUCAAAUACUCAUCACCAACAAGGUGACAGCGAAGAAAUGUACACAUCACAUAAAUACCACCAACAGAAAGUAGGUGACAAAAGAGGUAACUCUUCAAAGACUGACGAUGGAAAACAUUCUAGUUAUAAAUCAGAAAAAAGUAAAGAAGAACACUCUCGUUCAGAUGCUGUCAAGGAAGGUAAUUCUAGUUACAGGUCUGACAGAGGCACCAGACUGGCCUCCUUUUCAGAACAUCGACAUUCAGCAUCACCUUCAGAUACAUCUAUAACCCAUGAUUAUUCUGAAAAUUAUUCCUCGCUGCAAGGAUCAACCUAUGACCAUCUGUUCCCAAAGGUAGAAGUUUUACAUCCAAGCCAGCAAAGUAACACCAGAAAUACAGGUCAGGAGGUGGGUGGUCGAGGAAGUAAAACUUACACAGUGACAAAACACCAGUCAAGGUCACUGCUCGAUGACGUUCAAAUGAAUUCUGAUGACUCAGAAACGGAAGUGGUGAGUGUAAGUUCUUUCCAAAAGCACAGGCUACAAGACCAAAAUGACACGUUCAAGCAUUUUUCAUCUCAAAACAGUAUUACAGAAAAUUUAGAUUCUAUCUCAAGGAAUUCAUCAGAAGGAUUUUCUGUGCGUAGAGGAAGUAACAACUCCGAGACUCAAGUUCUAAAAGUUCACAGCACAGGGGAGAACACCCGAGUAAAACAGACUCAUGAUCAUAGUGCUGUCAAUGGGACAAAAAGCAGGGAUACGAGUGACCAAAUGACCAAAUAUUCUGGGUCAGUUGAUAAAAGGUACAGUAGCCUUCCGGUGGGGACAUCUCAUUAUGGGGUUUAUAAUGGUAUGGCAUCAGAUUUGUCAAGGUCAAGAGCAACCGAAGCAGAUGAAAAGUCAUACGGUGUCUCAGCUUCCACUCAAGACUUGGACUUAGAGAAAGCAAUUUCUGCCUCACUGAAGUUAAAUGGUGCUAUUGAGGACUAUCCUGUUAUGGACUCCCAUGAGUUUUAUGUAGGAAGUAUAAAGGUAGUGAUUGCCAGGGGUAAUAUUACUGAGGUGAGAACCUCCGGCAUUGUCAAUGCUGCAAAUGGCUACCUUGCUCAUGGUGCUGGCAUAGCUGGUGCAAUCGCAAAGGCAGCAGGUCCAGGCAUGCAACAAGAAUGUGAGGAAUUGAAAAAGAAAUAUGGACCGCUGGAGACAGCAACAGUUGUACACACUCAGGCAGGUGGGAAACUUCACCGUGAGGUGGACUACAUACUACAUGCUGUGGGACCCAUCUGGAUUGAGGCUAUCAAGGGGAGAUGUACAUUUGAGCUACUCCUUACAUACCUGAAUUGCUUCCGAUAUGCAGAGAAGAUCUGGCUUGAUUCUAUAUCAUUACCCUGUAUCAGUGCAGGGAUAUUUGGUUGCCCUCUCGACGUGUCCAUUCAGAGUUUUAUGGAUGGCCUGCUGAUGUUUCACAGUGAAAAUGAGGAAAAUUGUCACUUAAGAGAGGUACAUCUGGUCAAUAAUGACCUUGAAGGAGUGGUCACUUCCAUUGCACUUAUUAAAUCCUUGUUGGAAAAUGGUCUGGACAAUGCAAUAGCACGCUCUCUUGACCGUUAUGGAACUCUCUCAAAGACUCAUGGUGGGGCGAUCCGAAACACAAAAACAUUAAGACCCAGUCCGAGGUUGACAUCUAGGGAUGAUGAUAUCAUUGGUGCAAAGAGCAGUACAGAAGCAAAGCGGGUUCCUGCACGAAGAUCAAGUUCUUUGCAGAGGACGGACCGAAAAUCUUCUGGUCUCUCUAAUUCUGGAUCUACAAGUAGUCGAAGUUUGAUAGGAGCAAGUAACUCUCAUAUCAGUGAAAAAGUUACAGAAUCAAGUUCACGCCAGUCCCUUAGAGAUAAAGCUUCUGUAAGAGGCAGAAGUGAAGAAAAGUCCUCAGUGAAAUCACGAGACCAGUUUACAUCCAGUGGGAAAUAUGAUUCAUCAAGGAGCUCAAGUGCAAGGUCAAAGGUCAGUGAUUCCUCAGAAAAUAGGCCAAGGUCAGGCAGUGUAACAAAAAAGAAAGUCAGUGAACAGAUAAUGGCUUCUCAUGGGAGUUCAAGUUCUCGUAUGUCAGGUUUACAAAGAGCUCCUCCACAGUUUAAACAAACUCUAGUAAAUACAUCUAGUGGAGCCAGACCAAAACAAACAAGUCUGAAAUCGGGGAAGAACGUACCAGUCAAGGCCACAACACUGCGAACAGACAGUAGUGCAAGGUAUAUGGGGAGUGAUCGGAGUGCAGGCUACAGGGAAUACAACAGUGGGGCAUAUGUUGAUGGAUCACAGAGCCUGCCAAUGGACAUUGGCUCUUCUCGCUGCUCAUCUUUAUCAUCCUCGCGACUAAGAGGGAACAGUCCACGGAGAUACUGA